This is a messenger RNA of Durusdinium trenchii, 912 nucleotides long. The record is from the annotation of a GenBank genome assembly. Lineage: Eukaryota; Dinophyceae; Suessiales; Symbiodiniaceae.
AUGCGCGAGAACGUGAUGCUCAGAACUUUAGACCUGCGAGGGAACAACAUCCGUGCCGAUGGGCUGGUCGUACUGGCACACGGCCUGCGGUCAGGUGGAUCCAAUAUGACCAGUGUCUGCUUCAAGUGGAACCAGAUCGGUAGCCAUCCCCGAGGUGUUCAAGCUUUGUGUGACGUUCUCAAGGACAACGAGUCGAUCACACAUGUGGACCUGCGGAACAACAAGAUCGGCGCAGACUGCGGUGCCUUCCUGGGAGACAUGCUGCGACACAACAGCACUGUGACCCACUUGGACCUCAGCUGGAAUGAUCUGGGCAUAGAAGGUGGAAAAGCUAUCUUAGAUGGUAUGCAGGCCAACCAUUCUCUCAUCGACUGCCAGCUGAGCGGCAAUCGCAUUGCCGAGGAUACCCUUCACGCCAUAGCAUUCAUCCUGCGGCGAAACCGGCAGACGGCACCCAUGGGAGCAAGCACCUUCCGGCAAGAGCGCGGUAUGACCACACAGGACCCGACCGCGGCCGGAGCUGCGGCCGCGUCGCCCUCGCCCACUUCGCCCGCCUCGCCGGGCGUCUCGCCGGGGCGGAGUACCACACCAGCCUCACCUGGCUUUGGAAGCACGGCCCGCUCGGUGAACAUGAACGUGCCAUCGGAGGCAGCGCCGUCGCCGAGCCCCAAGGAGGGCCCGGCCACGAGCAACCUUCCGGCGGCGACCCCUGCGAAGGUGCAGCCGCCGGUGCAUGAUGAGGACGUGGGGAAGAGGCUCAGUCCUCAGACUUUGAAGCUUCUCCAACGAGAGCAGAACCACAGCAACGCAGAGGAUGCUCGCUUCUUCGGUGAGGUCGCUGAGUAUAUCGACCUGCUGCAGCUGGACGUGGCCCGCAACAAGAAGUAUCGCAUGGACGCUGAGGAGCGCUAG